AUCACCUGGCGGAUGAGCGUUUGCCGUCAUUGUGGAGUUUUGAUCCCCCACUGACAAACUGCACUUUUUUAGUGAACGGUUUUAUAUAUUUUGUUCCCCCCCCCCCACCCCCCCCUUGUUCACUCCAGGACAUUACGCACUCGCGUGCACCUGGCAUCAUGAUCAGCAUGGAUUCCUUCUGCUUCGUGCUGUUGCUAAGUUCGCUAGCGGGGCUCUGCCUGGGCAUCGAAUUCACGGGAGCGCCAGGACUAUGGACCCGCUACGCCCGGUGGGACGCCAGCACCCGGAGUGAUCUCAGCUUCCAGUUUAAGACCGAGCUCUCCAGCGCCCUGCUGCUGUACUUCGACGACGGCGGCUACUGCGACUUUGUGCAGCUGAUGAUCGCGGAGGGGAAAGUCCAGCUCAAGUUCAGCAUCGACUGCUUCGAGACCCAGCUCGGCAUGGAUAAGCUGGUGAAUGACGACAAGUGGCACUUCCUCAUGGUUUCACGCAACAACUUGAGAACAGUCCUCGUGUUGGACGGCGAAACUCGGUCGGCCGAAGUCCAGCCUCAGCGGCAGUACAUGAAGAUAGUCAGCGACCUGUUCAUCGGAGGCGUCCCGCAGGAUAUCCGCAAGUCUGCGCUAACUCUGAACACCAUACAAGACAAACCUCCUUUCAAGGGAUAUAUUGAAGACUUGAAGUAUGGGGACACUGUACCGUUGCUCUUGGGGAGCCAGUUUGUGAAGCUGGUCAAGGAAGGCCUUUGCACUGAAAACCCAUGUGAAAAUGGUGGGAUUUGCUCUUUAUUCGAAGCUGAGGUUUCCUGUGACUGUUCCACCACGGGAUAUGUGGGGAGCUACUGCACUGAAGAAGUCAACCGUGUACCAGGUUUCUCGCAUCUGAUGAUGGGCGAGCAAGGUAGAAGUAAAGCCAGAGAAGACAACUCCGCCACUUUCCGAGGAUCCGAGUACUUCUGCUACGACCUGUCCCAGAACCCCAUCCAGAGUAGCAGUGACGAGAUCACCCUGUCUUUCAGGACCUGGCAGCGCAACGGACUGAUCCUACACACAGGGAAGUCAGCCGACUAUGUAAACCUAGCGCUGAAAGACGGAGCGGUUUCCCUAGUCAUUAACCUGGGAUCUGGUGCUUUUGAGGCGUUGGUUGAACCAGUAAAUGGGAAGUUCAAUGACAACGCCUGGCACGAUGUCAAAGUGACACGCAAUCUGCGACAGCACUCAGGCAUUGGACACGCUAUGGUCACCAUUUCAGUGGACGGCAUCCUCACCACGACAGGUUAUACCCAGGAAGACUACACCAUGCUGGGAUCUGACGACUUCUUCUACGUCGGAGGAAGUCCGAGUACGGCCGACCUGCCUGGCUCUCCCGUCAGCAACAACUUCAUGGGAUGCCUCAGAGAGGUCGUGUACAAAAACAACGACAUCCGGCUCGAGCUGUCGCGCCUGGCGAGGAUCAAGGAUCCCAAAAUGAAGAUUCACGGCGACGUUGUGUUUAAGUGCGAGAACGUGGCCACGCUAGACCCCAUAUCGUUCGAGACACCCGAGGCCCACAUCAGCCUGCCCAAGUGGAACACCAAGAAGAUGGGUUCCAUCUCCUUUGACUUCCGCACGUCCGAGCCCAACGGCCUGAUCCUCUUCACCCACGGGAAGCCUCAGGAAAGGAAAGACGCCAGGAGCCCGAAGAAAACCAAAGUGGACUUCUUCGCGGUGGAGCUCCUGGACGGCAACCUGUUCCUGCUCCUGGACAUGGGAUCCGGAGCGAUCAAGAUCAAGUCCACCACCAGGAAGGUGAACGACGGAGAAUGGUAUCACGUGGACAUCCAACGGGACGGCCGAUCAGGCACCAUAUCGGUGAACAGCCGACGGACUCCGUUCACGGCCAGCGGGGACAGUGAGAUCCUCGACCUGGAGGGGGACAUGUACCUCGGAGGUCUGCCCGACAACAGAAUGGGGUCCAUCUUGCCCACCGAGCUGUGGACGGCCAUGCUGAACUACGGCUACGUGGGCUGCAUCCGGGACCUGUUCAUCGACGGCAGGAGCAAGGACAUCCGGCAGUUGGCCGAGGCUCAGAACGCAGCCGGGGUCAAGCCCUCUUGUCUACGAGUGAGCAGUAAACACUGCGACAGCAAUCCCUGCAAGAACAAUGCCGUGUGCAGAGAAGGUUGGAACAGGUUCAUCUGCGACUGCACAGUCAUGGGCUUCUGGGGGAGAACGUGUGAACGGGAGGCAUCCAUUCUCAGCUACGACGGCAGCAUGUACCUGAAGAUCGUCAUGCCCUGGGUCAUGCACACGGAAGCUGAGGACGUCUCCCUUCGCUUCAUGUCCCAACGAGCCUACGGCCUGCUGGUGGCCACCACCUCGCGGGAGUCCGCAGACACCUUGCGCCUGGAGCUCGACGGAGGCCGGGUGAAGCUGACAGUCAACCUAGACUGUAUCAGGAUUAACUGUAACUCCAGUAAAGGACCAGAGACGCUGUACGCUGGGCAGAAGCUCAACGACAAUGACUGGCACGCGGUCAGAGUGGUCCGGCGUGGUAAAAAUUUGAAGCUGAUGGUCGAUGAAGUCACUGCAGAAGGUCAAAUGCUUGGAGACCACACGCGACUGGAGUUCCACAACAUUGAGACCGGGAUCAUGACGGAACGCCGGUUCAUCUCGGUGGCCCCGUCCAGCUUCAUCGGGCACCUCCAGAGCCUGAUGUUCAACGGGAUGAUGUACAUCGACCUGUGCAAGAACGGGGACAUCGAGUACUGCGAGAUCAACGCCCGCUUUGGCAUGAGGUCCAUCAUCGCUGACCCCGUCACCUUCAAGACCAAGAACAGCUACCUGACCCUGGCCACCCUCCAUGCCUACACCUCCAUGCACCUCUUCUUCCAGUUCAAAACCACCUCCCCGGACGGCUUCAUCCUGUUCAACAGCGGAGACGGCAACGACUUCAUUACAGUGGAGUUAGUCAAAGGAUAUAUCCAUUAUGUGUUUGACCUGGGAAAUGGGCCCAACGUUAUCAAGGGGAACUCAGAGAAGGCCCUCAGUGACAAUCAGUGGCACAAUGUGGUGAUCACCAGAGACAACAGCAACACCCACACACUGAAGGUCGAUGCCAGUUCUGUGACUCAAAUCAUCAAUGGUGCCAAAAACCUUGACCUUAAAGGUGUCCUGUACAUCGCGGGGCUUGCCCAAGGCAUGUACAACAAUCUGCCAAAGCUCGUCGCCUCAAGAGAUGGGUUUCAGGGUUGCUUGGCCUCUGUGGACCUGAACGGAAGGCUGCCGGACCUGAUUCACGACGCACUGCACCGCAGCGGUCAAAUCGAGCGCGGAUGUGAAGGUCCCAGCACAACAUGCCAAGAGGACUCUUGCACCAACGACGGCAUCUGCAUCCAGCAGUGGGAAGGUUACACGUGCGACUGCUCCAUGACCUCCUACAGCGGCAGUCAGUGCAACGACCCUGGCACGACCUACAUCUUCGGCCGCGGUGGAGGCCUCAUCACCUACACGUGGCCGGCUAACGACAGGCCCAGCACGCGGACGGACCGCCUGGCCGUUGGCUUCAGCACGGCGGUGAAGGAUGCCAUCCUGGUCCGAGUGGACAGCGCCCCCGGUCUCGGAGACUUCCUGCAGCUUCACAUCGAACAAGGCAAGAUCAGUGUGGUCUUCAACGUGGGAACGAACGACAUCGCCAUCACGGAGUCCAGCAACGUGGUGAACGACGGCAAAUACCAUUUGGUGCGUUUCACCAGGAACGGAGGCAACGCCACGCUACAGGUGGACAACUGGGCCGUCAAGGAGUUCUACCCUUCAGGAAACAUUGAUAAUGAACGCCUGGCGAUUGCUAAAACGAAAGUCCCCAAAAAAUUCAGAGGGAUAGUAUUUGAUGAAUGGCUACAAGAGAAAGGCCGCAUGCUCACGAUCUUCAACACACAGGCCACGAUCACCAUCGGGGGGAAGAACAGGAGCCGCCCGUUCCAGGGGCAGAUGUCCGGCCUCUACUACAACGGCCUGAAGGUGCUCAACAUGGCCGCCGAGAGCCACCCCAACGUCAGGGUCAACGGCACGGUGCGGCUGGUGGGCGACGUGUCGCCGGUGAUCAUCAACCAGCCAGCGGCCACCGCCUUGCCCGCAGAGAUGUCCACCACCAUCAUGGCCACCACCACCACCCUGGCCACCACCACCGCCAGGAAGGUCCGGGGAACCAUGAAGAUCAACCCGGUCACCGAUGACUUGAUCGUGUCGUCCGCGGAGUGCGCCAGCGACGAUGAGGACCUCGAUGAGUGCGAGCCGAGCUCAGGUGGGUUAGGAGGUGAACUAGUUUUCCCUAUAGUGUCAGUAGAACCUUUAGCCACCUCACCCCUUGGCACCCAUGCCCCCGCCAUUACCUCCCACCCUACCCUCUUCACCAUUAUUGGAAGCACCAAAGACCCCCUGUCCUCCGCGACCCCUGAGAUUGGGUUGCCUUGCUCGGACCGGGACAACGAUGAUUGUGAUGCUGGCCUGGUGAUAUCGGGUUAUGCGUCGGGGCGACCUCUAGACUCCGACGCGCCCCCUCUUGAUGAUGAAGAUUUUCACCACGACUUGUCCUUGGUAACAGAUAAGACCAUGUUGUCCACGUCGACCUCGGAAGGUGACUUCAAAGCGCACGCACCCAAGUGGGAGUACAAGGACACGAGAUCAAAUAGACCGCCCGAGACCGGCGGGAUCUCGGCCACUGAAGUCUCUCGCCCCGGCCUCGACACCUCUCCGGUCUUGGGCAAGUUGCCAGCGGGCAAGUUGAACACACGGGAGCAGAGGCCGGCCCAGCCGGGCUCAGCGCUCUUCCCGUUGCCCACCGGUCACGAAGCAGACAGCACCAAGGCGAGGAGUCCGCUAGUCACCUCACCCAUGUUCCGUCAUGUGCCCACAGCAGCCCAGACCACCGAGGCGGGAGUGCGUGGGACAGCGGCGGCGGGAGUGGCCGAGGUAGUGCGGGAGUCGAGUAGCACCACCGGCAUGGUGGUGGGCAUCGUGGCGGCAGCAGCCCUCUGCAUCCUCAUCCUGCUCUACGCCAUGUACAAGUACCGCAACCGGGACGAGGGCUCCUACCAGGUGGACGAGACGAGGAACUACAUUAGCAACAGCGCGCAGACCAACGGCAACGCGGUCAAGGAGAAAAGCCAAGGUGGUGCCAAAGUUGGCAACAGCGGCAUUGGCAACAUUGGCAUCGACAACCACAGCGGCAAGAAACACAGGAACAAAGACAAAGAGUACUAUGUGUAGUCCCGGGGGGAGCGAUGGACAGACUUU
Messenger RNA from Amblyraja radiata (thorny skate), 5273 nucleotides. RefSeq names its product neurexin 3a (gene nrxn3a). The record is from RefSeq and is a predicted model, not a curated record. Bases 159 to 5246 code for a protein of 1695 amino acids. The transcript has 22 exons. Lineage: Eukaryota; Metazoa; Chordata; Chondrichthyes; Rajiformes; Rajidae.